This is a messenger RNA of Rotaria sp. Silwood2, 1524 nucleotides long. The record is from the annotation of a GenBank genome assembly. NCBI's taxonomy places the organism in Eukaryota, Metazoa, Rotifera, Eurotatoria, Philodinida, Philodinidae.
AUGAAUGAAAAUAAUAAAGAAACUUUUAUAACAACAUUACCAAAUGUUAAACAAAUCAUAUCAUUUACUUCAACUGAUGAUGAUGAUGAUAUGAAUAUUGAUGCUAAAUCAUCAAGUGAUUCAGAUGAUGCAUCAAUAACAAAUGAUGAAAUUUCAAAUAAAAAAGAACAUCAAGACACAUCAUCAAUUUCAAUAACUAAUGUUGAAAGUUUUGAUGGUAUUGCAAACAACAUACUCAUUAAUGAACCAUCAUCAUCAUCAUCAAUUAUUGAUGAUCAAACACAAGUAACUAUCCCAAAAGCAGUUUAUGAUUAUGCUGCAGUAGUUCGACAAGCAUUGGAAACUCCUCGUCAAAGUAAACUAGAUCAUGAUGUUGCAACUGUACUCGGUUCAAGUGAUCCACCACCAGGUUUUGGUUUUCUACAGCCUCAAUUUUAUUAUCUUGAACAAACUCGACCUGUUCCAUUAGAACCACUUCGAGUUUGGCGAGGGUAUAACGGACACGUUUAUUUUUCACCAAUUCAAGUGCGUCAAUUUGAAAACCAACGAUUUAUUUCACCAAGAAAUUCUCCAAAUUCGACGGGUAUUGAAAGUAUUCCAUUAAUAAGAAGAACUAUUACAAACACAAAUUAUAAUAUCAUAGAACGAAAUUUUAACGAACGUUCGUUAACAAAGAAAAAAACACAAGUAGGAACAAAUUUCAAUGUCAAAUCAAUAACUAGUAGUGAAUUACAAUAUCCUACAUCAGUGACAUUUAUUGAUAAAGAAGAUUUUAAACAAGAAUCAACUAAAAUGUGGCAAUCAGUUGUUACUUGCGCACAUGUCCAAGCGAAACCAAUUUCGAAACGAAGCCGACACGCUAUGGAAGAUUUACAAGCUUUACAACAAGAACAAUCAGUACAAGAUCCGACAGGUUAUAAUCGACAAGUUUUGCCAAAUAUUCGACCUGUACCGAAAUCAAAAUUCGUUUAUAAAGGUUUAGCAUAUAAAGAAAGUCAAAAAUUGCCCGGUAUUGGAAAUGGUCAUGAUAAUGAUGGCAAUGCAUUACAAAAGCCAUUAAUUUCUUAUAAUCUUGCUCAAGCUUAUGCUCGAUAUGAAAUAAAUGCUGCACGAGUAAAACAAGGCAUUCGACAGCCACCUCCAACUGCAGCCACUGCUGCUAUUUUAAAAGAGCAACAAUCUCCAUUACAAACAUCAUUUGAUUUGCGUGAAAUGAGAAAACGCAUUGUAAGAGGUACAACUCUUGCCUAUCGACCUCCACCACAAUCAGUUGCAUGGACACCAGGUCGAGCUGAUCAUAGAUCAACAUUAGGUUCUGAGGUACUUGUACCUAUACGAAGUUUAAACACAUUGAAUAAUGCACCAUUAUCACCUAGUGUAUUUCGUCGUCCAUCAACAUCAAAAUCUUCUAUUCCACAAAAACAAACAACUGUUGAAAUGUCAAUUUUAACUAAAAAUAUCAAUCAACCACGAAGUUCUUCACGUUUUACGACUGCGUCAGAAAUGUUUGCUGCUGCAUCAUAA